AUGGACGGUCCAACGCAACGACCAGGCAGCACACGGGCUUCUCGCUUGCCAGUCCCUCGUUCAUCUGGCAUUCCCCGUCCGACCUUAUCGACUGCCCUUCCGAAUGCUCCGACUGCCUCUCCAGCCCGGCUUCCCAUGGCGCCGCCGCCGGGUCCGGCCGGCACCCAUGAGCUUCACAAUCCCAAGGUGCGCAAGUCGCUUGGGGGCACCACUUUGAGACCAGCGAGCUCUCGGGAGCAGCUCCGUCCGGCCAGCGUCAGUCGCCCGAUAGCGCAGCGACCUCCUGGCAACAGAGUCGCUUCAACUUCUCAGAGACGUACGAGCCUCUUCGUCGACCGAAUUCCCAGCAGGGCUUCUACGGUGGCCGACCGCGAUUGUUACGAGCUUGCAGGCAGUCGACGGGCCAGCCUUGCCGGCCUACUUCCGGAUGAUGACGCCUCCCCGAUUGAAGAUUAUAUACCCGAUAUCCCUACAGAAAUCCCCAAACACCUCCAAACACCUAAUACCCAAUCCAGGAAGCCUCGGCCGUCGUUGUCUGAACGCACAAUGGAGACCCUUGCUUCUUCACCAGCGGUCAACCGAAAGACUUCGUCAUUCUUCGACCAUGCCCGACCUCGCUCACGAUCAGGCAGUAUCGGCUCUAGACCUGGCUCUAGCUAUAACUCUGAUGGUUCCGGGCGCCCACACUCGAGGUCGUCGAGCCGCCCAGGUUCCAGAGCUGACAAUGACGGAUACGGUGCAGCAUAUAGAUCUGCUCUGUCCACCAUUGACGGCACUCCUGAGAGAGCAAGAGACAGGCUGCUAACUAAGACACCAAACUCGCGUAUUGGUAAAAAACCUUCGCUGACAUCGGCCUCCAAAGCCUGGCCUGCGAGGAGCCCAAGCCCCGACAAGCAACCCACGCACACGCCACUCAAGUCGCGACCUGCGCCUGCAAAAUCCCUCAAGUCCAAGCCAUCUUCUAAUGGCCUAUUCAAAAAGCCAGCUUUACCGGCAGCCAGUCGAAAUGCACCUCCUUCCGAAGCAGAAGACCAGAAUUGGGAUGGUUCCAUCGCGCCCCCGUCGCUCGCCAAAACCCGCGUUGCUGCUGCCUCUGAAGAUCGUCCAGGUCUUGCACAUAGGAAAUCGUCUGCUGCGCUCCGGGAUCAAAUAUCAAAAGCAAAGGCCGCUAGGAAAGCCUCUGCAAAGCUAGAAUCGUCUUCGAAGCCGGAAAAAGCUUCAAAGAUAGAAUCGCCCUCCAAGUCACAUUUUGCACCCAUCUCUUUGGGUGGCGGCAGGAACUCGGCCAUGGAAGACAACCCUGAUCCCUUUGGGCAGACCAAGGCCGAACCUGCCGGCGUCAAGGUGCUCCAACAGCGCAUCUCUACCGGCCGAACCAGCGGCCGUCUGAACAUUGCCGCUUUGGGUCUCAAAGAGAUGCCCGUCGAGGUCCUCAACAUGUACAACCUGGAUUCCAUGUCCGGCGGUGGCAGUUGGGCAGAGAGUGUUGAUUUGACUCGUCUCGUUGCUGCUGAUAAUCAAUUCGAGAGCCUGGACGAUAUUCUGUUUCCUGACACGAUACCCGAUGAGUUCGACGUGGACAAUGAUGAUGAUGCCCCGCCAAAUAUAUUUGGAGGUUUGGAAACCAUGGACUUCCACGGUAAUAAACUUGCAGCGGUGCCUAUUGGAUUUCGACGCCUUAGUCAACUGACAUCUCUCAAUCUGUCCAAAAACAAUCUUGACAACAACUGUCUUCAAAUUCUGUCACAGAUGACGGCUCUCAGAGACUUGAAGCUCGCGAGCAAUAACCUUUCCGGUCCGUUGAAUGCCGCCAUUUCUCUACUUGAUGGACUAGAACUGCUGGAUUUGCACGACAACAAGCUAUCGAGUCUUCCGGAAGACAUGCACAAAAUGAGCCGUCUUCGGAUCUUGGAACUGGGCGAAAACAGCUUCGAGUCCAUUUCGUUUGCCGAUCUCGCCGACCUGCCUCUAAGCCAACUCGUUCUCCGUAAGAACAAGCUGACUGGCACUCUAAUUGAGGACCCCAUCGAGUCAAUGCGAACACUACAGACGCUAGAUGUAUCAUGCAAUCAAAUCAAAUACCUGAUGCCAUCUACUACACACAUCAGCUUUCCUGCUUUACAUACGCUGUCGGCGUCAAUGAACAGGCUGCAAGAGCUGCCAGACAUGUCGUCCUGGUCAAGCUUGCUCACUUUGACUCUCGAUGAGAAUGGUAUUGAAGCCAUUCCGGAAAGCUUCAUGAGCCUCACGAAGCUGAAACAGGUCGACUUUUCCGGCAACGAUAUCCGCGUGGUGCCGCCGGAGCUUUCGCGAAUGGAUAGCCUGUCCAUGAUUCGACUUAGCGGUAAUCCACUUCGUGACAAGAAGUUUGUCACUGCCACGACUGAUGAGCUGAAAGAAAUUCUUGCUGGAAGAUUGGAGCCACCACCUCCUUAUCAGGAACAGGGCGAGAAUAUAGUCGGAAUCAUGGGAAAGCGGGUAGGAGCUGGCAAAUUUCAGACCGCCGAGCAUUUUGCUGACGAUGAGGUGAAGUCUGACGCCGAAGACCAUUUUACGACGCCGCCAACAUCGCGUCCCCACUCGCCAUCACGAUCUCGCUCUCAAACCAUGGACAGCGUUCAGACGCAAAUCCAUAUGCCUGUGCUUGAGGAUUGGCAAGUCAAAGCUGGCGGAGUUCUCGACCGGUCUCGCACGGGCAGCUCCGUGCUAGAUGCCGUCAAGUGCGCCGGUGCUAAUGACAGGCAACCGGUGAGACAGCUACUUCUUCACCACAAUCUCUUUUCUUCCUUUCCCGACAACCUGGUCAUUGUUGCGAGAAGCCUCACAUCGCUCUCACUAGCAAAUAACCAGCUUGCUGGAGCCACUUAUUUGCAGCAACCUCUUGAGCUACUUGCUUUGAAGGAGCUCAACUUGGCUGCAAACAGGAUUACGUCUCUAGAACCUUUGCUGGAGUACCUUGAUGCGCCCUCUCUUGAGACCCUCGAUAUUUCGACCAACCGCCUGACGAGUCUGCCUCGGGGCCUUUUAGACAAGUUCCCACGUCUACGCAUAUUGCUUGCCAGCAACAAUCAAAUCGCAGACCUUUUACCAGACUCGAUCAAAGGCUUGAAAAUUGUGGAAGUUGCCAACAAUGAAAUUGGCCAACUAGACCCCAGGAUAGGUCUUCUUGGAGGCGUUGGCGGUCUUGAGCGUCUUGAUGUCUCUGCCAACAGAUUCAAAGUACCUAGGUGGAAUAUUCUGGAGCAAGGAACACAUGCAACGCUGCACUGGCUACGUGGCCGUGUUCCUGAAGAAGAAAUGGAACGCUGGCAAGAGCAAAAUGGUGAUGACGACUAG
This is a messenger RNA of Cordyceps militaris CM01, 3336 nucleotides long. Its product is annotated as conserved leucine-rich repeat protein. The coding region runs from base 1 to 3336 and encodes 1111 amino acids. Lineage: Eukaryota; Fungi; Ascomycota; Sordariomycetes; Hypocreales; Cordycipitaceae. The transcript has 2 exons. Gene Ontology annotation, molecular function: protein binding. The record is from RefSeq and is a predicted model, not a curated record.